AGAGCAACUGGCAGGUUAAGAGCAUGAUUAAUGGUUUGGAUUAUGCAUAUUUUAUAGUUAAUAUCUAUUUAGUUUUUGUUGAAGUCCGUGAAUAAGAAAAUAAAGAAAUCGGUUAUGGACUAUUAAAAACUGCUCAAAUGACUGUAAAAAUCUGUUUUGCCGGAAGUGACGUCACGUAAGGGACUCUGUUAUGUACGUUAUUGCUAACACAACAGUUAUGGCUAACACAACGGAACGGAACGGGCGUGAGAUUAUGGAGGAAGAAGAAGAUAAUUUUAUUUUUAGAAGUGAAGGACCGGAUCCAUACAGUUUUGAACCUGAAGCUACAAACAGAGUCACUGACAACCAGCAAAGGAGAUCGUUGACGGGAAACAGGCAGCAGAUUCAGUCAUGGGCAGCUGAAAACAUCUGGAGGAUUAAUCAAACAGCAUGGUGUUUAUGUGGACACUGUCAGCCCAUGAGCAGUGCGGAGGAGAGCAUAUGCUGCAGGGAGAUUCCUGCAAUUUGGAGCCUCGUCGAAGACCUCCAUCCACAACCCGAAGGCAUUACUUGUGUGGGACAGCAUCCUGGGUUCUCUGCAUGCUGUUUGAACCCCUGGGUGCUUCAGGUGGCCUACAGCGCUUUCAAGCAGGAACAUGGUCCACUUGAUCUGACCCAAAAUGAACAGUUCAGGUAUACUGCCUACAGGCAGAUGGUACGCUGGGCACAUGGAGUGCUUGGACGACAUGUGAGGAAACCUCUUCCAGCAUGUGUUGUCUCAGCAAUCCGGUUAGCUUUCCCUGAUGAACAUGGUGUCUACCAAGGUUUCAGAUGGCCUGACCUGUAACACAUACAAGACAUGUCUUCCUAUUCUGUAAAUUGUAAUAAUAAAUAAAAUAUUUUGCUUCCAUCUCAAUGUCAUCUUUCUGUUAUGAUCA
This is a messenger RNA of Melanotaenia boesemani (Boeseman's rainbowfish), 917 nucleotides long. RefSeq lists its product as uncharacterized. The coding region runs from base 191 to 826 and encodes 211 amino acids. The transcript is spliced from 2 exons. The record is from RefSeq and is a predicted model, not a curated record. NCBI's taxonomy places the organism in Eukaryota, Metazoa, Chordata, Actinopteri, Atheriniformes, Melanotaeniidae.